AUAUCAGUACGUUCAUAAAGGCAUACCUUAUUUGCAUCGGGUUCGAAAUUUCACAUCGAAGUGAAAGUAGUAAAUGGCCUAGUUAGGCCAGUAUAAGUAGGCCUAUAUAUAGGUUUCAGUUACACAAGACAGUGCACUGGAUGUGUACCUGAAUAUAUUUUAUUCCUUUUUCUUAUUGGUUUUGUCUUUCUUUCUAAAUUUGUUGAAACAGUAUUAGAAACAGAGCUCAGAAAGACUUCCUUUCACAAUGAGGACGCUUGUAAAAAUUUUAAUCGCACACCUGUCAAUUUUUGUAUUUUUAUUAUGUGAUACGGACGCAGCAGGGUUUACCGUUGAUCAGUUUAAACAUGCCAAAUUAGUAGAAAAGGACGAUCUUCCAGGAUUCAAGCAAAGUGAAACCAUCAGAGUUCUGUAUUAUUUUCACGUAGAUAACCCCCGACACAGAGGUUUUUAUUUUGAAUAUGAUAAAUCGGCAGAAUAUCUUGGGUUGUACAACAUAAAGCUGGGAGUGGUAAAUUGCCAAGAUCCGUCAAACUCUGAUGUUGACAAAUGCAUGCAAGAUGGAACAGCAGGUUUUGUUUACACGUAUAACCAUGGAAACGAACUGUUGGCCCUGGAAAUUGAAACCAUGUUUGAUGUAAAUUCAAUUAUGUCAAAUAUUUUGCAAUUAGCCCUCCUCAGAGAUGUUCCAAUAUUACAGACGGAAACUGAGAGGGAGAAUUUUGUAAACAAACACAAGGGGACCAACGAUAUCAUCUUUUCCUUCCAGAAAGCCAUUGGAACUUAUGAACACCGAAUUUUCAUGGAGGUUGCCUAUGCAUUCCAUCACAAGUUCAAGUUUGCUAUCAGCACAUCAACCACGGCAGUGACUGGUCUCGUAUCCUCCCCAGAGACUGUAGAGGAUGCCAAAGUGUGGUUCCUGAUGUGUAGCCAAGUUUCCCACAAAGGGGAUGAUUGUUUCGUGAAGAUGUACGAUGAAAAGAUGGAUUUAUCCACCUUGGCCACCUUUAUGAGAAGACUGGACUCGCCACCUAAUUUUGACAUCCCUGGUAAUGGCACCACCCAUCCAUACACAUCUGACCUUGACCUUCACUUGGUGUUCCUGUUCUACAGGGAACCCACCAAAGAAAAUGUCCAGGAAAUGGUCCGUUUGAUUGGAAGACAGUUCCAUGGAACGGCUGGAUUUGUCACGGUUGACUUAGAAAAUGCAAAACUUGGGACAAUUGGAAUAGAGGAAAUCCCAGAUAGUACACCAGCCAUUGGUGUGCAGUUAAAAUCAGAGGUCAAACCAGUGUUUAUGACUGAGGCUUGGUCAUUGGACGGGGCUAUUGAGUUCUUUGCUAAUAAGCUUCAAGAGUUCGAUGUCGCAUUUAGGGAUGACGAGAAACAGAGCAGCAGUGAAAUAUCGAGGCCCGUAGAUGAUGGCCAGGAUGAUGAGAAUCCUUCAGAGAAGGACAGAUAUGAUGAGGACAUUGAGACGGAGGAUGACCAGGUGGCUGAGGCAAUACAGAGAGCCAGAAAGAUUAAAAUGGACUUAGCACUGGUCAAGAAACUGACCGACAAAACUUUCACUACCACAGUUAAAGAGAACGACAUUGUCUUCACUCUCUUCUAUUUACCAUUCGACCAAAGAAGUCUGGCUUUUCUACGCGCCUACGGAGAGGCUGCCAGGAAAUUUGAGAAGCAGACAGACAGACCAUACACUUUAGUAAACUGUCAUGAUUGGACAGAUGUGUGUGGUGAAGAGAAGAUUACCCAGUACCCGAUACUGAGAAUAUACAGGCAAGGGAGAUUACUCAAAGACUAUGAUGGACUUCUGAGCACUGAGGGUGUGGUGGAUUCCUAUAAGUUAUUGAAACAAGAGAAGCCGGUUUAUUUACCGGAUAUAGAAGACAUUGAGAAAUUCUCUAGUGGGGUCCUACCUGAUGGUUCCAAUGUGACAGGGAGUGUCUCUAUGAUGGCUUUCUAUUCUGAUCAGCAAAAAGAAGUGCAGACGUACAGAGAAGUGGCUGAGAAGCUGGGAGAUAAGUUUAUGUUUGGAAUGAACAGUGAGGGAAAAGGGAAAGAUGUUGCAAAGAAAUACGAUUGUGUGGAUCUUCCGUGUGUCAUUCUCUUGAAGAGCUAUGACCUUGUUCAGCCUUUCAUCACCUACAAAGGAGAUUUCUCUUCAGCUGAGGAAUUAACAAAGUUCAUUGAAAACUCCCUGAUUCCUUCACUUGCUGAAUUGACUCCCUCCAUCUUCCCCAGACUGUACAAACAGAAUAGGCCGUUUGUGAUAAGUUUUAUAGAUGACACUGACACAUCCAAGGAGAUGUUGGAACCCAUUCAGAGCCUUGUGAAAGGGGGCAGUUUUCCAGACCUCAUCUUUUGCUCACUACAGUCUGGAGAAAUUAACAGCUUUGGUAGACAGAUUUUACAAACCUACCACAACUCUACCUCGUCUUCACUGCCCGCCUUGUCCUAUGCACAUCUUAAAGAGGGAAAAGUGUACAAUUAUUUGGACAAAGCAUUUACAAAGGAUCAGAUUGAAGCCUGGCUCCGGGAAAUACAGACUCAGGUCAUUGACAACAAAACACUGUUUUUACUAAAGCAAGGUACAUUUAAACCAAGAAUUAAGGGGUAUCAUUUCCUGGACUUCAUUAAAGAGGAUGAGGAGCUGAAGAAUAAAAGAAAGCGAGGAAAGAAAGUGGAUCCAGAUGUAGUGACUGCUAACAUCCACGGAAUAGGAUUUGACAGUGAGGGGAAUGAAGUGGUUAACAUGGGGAAUGUCGUGAAAAAGGAGGAGACAGUUGAUGAUUCCGAGAUAAGGAGGGAGCUUAUUGACUUGCAGAAAUCUCGGCUGUACCACCAUUCAGAAAGUAAACACAAGCCCCCACAGAAGAAACCUGACAACCUCUCAAGUCCUCCUGUAGAUGUCUCUUCAGACCCAUCCAAUGUAUCCCCACCCUCAGAGACCCUGGGCUCAGGAGAACCAGCUCCACAUAGCACUACUCCCACCUCUGAUGGAUCCACCCCUAGUUCUUCCAAGGAAAAAAUCAUUCAUGAGGAUCUGUAACAAUUUCUCGCUACUUUAUGGCAAAUUAGAUUUAUUUUUGUAAUUUUUAGUGUGGUGGUCCAUAUAGUAUACAAAUUAUUUUCUUAUUUGUUUACUUAUAUUUACAUCCAACAGGUAAGUGGUUUAUUUGUUUGAAAAGUUUUUUAUCCUCCCACAGUGCAUUAGGAGAGGGGAUAUAGUAUUGACACCGUUUGUGUGUAUGAGUAUGUGUAUGAGCACGCACGCAUGCAUGUGUGUGUGUAUCACUGAGCUUAUAUGCACUCCAUGGUCCACAUUUUUUGCAUAAUUUAUUUCAUACUUCACAUGUAGCUUUUGUUAUAAAAAAAAAAAGGAAGAACCCUUUUUAUUUUGGGUUCAUAAAUAAGGAUUGUAACCUUUCAUCAAGCCACAUUUUUUGCUCGAUUAAUUUCAUACUUCACAUGUAGCUUUGUUAUCAAGAGAGGAAUAAGCCUCUGGGGUCCAGAGGUCAAUGUUACCAUGGGGCUUUAUAGAAAAAACUUACAUUUACUGACUGCCUACAUUGCGAGAGGAUGCCCCGAUUUGUGGAGCUCUUGUUGUUUUGAUAGAAUUUUAUAAAACUCAAAUUACAUUUUUUCAGACGUACAAUUUGAUGAAGAUAUAUAAUGCAAUCAAAAAACGAGACAAUUUUUUCAUGAAUUAUUUUUUUAGAUGUUGAAUAAUAAGAGAAGGGUGUUGAUUGAACAAUGUUGAGUUAGGAGUCUGUAUGAAUGUAGAAUUAUCAUAGUACAUGUAGAUUCAUGAUGUGAAUAAUUGAUACAUGUAAGAGUGUGGAUCUAGGAAAUUUUUAGUGAUUAUUCAUAGUUGUUCUGUUUACAAGUACAGGUGACUCUCAAUGGCUCGAACUUCAAUCUCUCAAAGUUCUCAAUAUCUUGAAGUGAAAUCAUGAUCCCGAAUAUUUUCUCUAUAUAACUAAGCAAAUUUACCAUCAAUCUCUCAAAUGUUUGAUCUCUCAAAGUUCUCGAUCUCUCGAAGUGAAGUUGGGUCCCGUAAAACACAUUUCAUUGAUUUUCACUCGAGAUCACUCGAAGUGGUGGUAGGUAUAGACACUGCUACCCAAUCAUAUAAAUAUUUCCACACUAGAACCUUACCUGGAUUUUCUUGAAUGUGGGAGGGUAGUUUGGACAUGGUAAUUAGGUGUUUACAUAGGUGAUACUUAGUGUGUGCUUCUUUGUGGAGGUGGACAUUUGAGUAUAUAAUUGGCUAAUUGGUCAGUUUUUACCCUACAUAGGGGUCUUGUGAUGAUUAAAAUUUGUAUAUAAUCUGACUAUGAAUAAAUUCUAUAGUUUGUUUUUACUUCACAAAGAGAGAGUAAGUUUGAGACAUUAAGUUAAAGACAGUGAUUUAGAGAUCUAUGGAAUGUUAAAUUUCUGGAGUUUGUUUUUUGUGUAAAGUUACUCUAAAACAUCGUUUUACUAUUUGUUAGAAUUUUUGCUUUGUGUAAAGUGACAUAAAAUUUACCGAUGGUAAAGCUUUAUCGGGAAUUAGUUUUGUACGCCUAUCUUAGCAUGCUAGAAGAACAAAUGAAUACAUAAACUUUGAAAUAUUUUUAUUAAUGCAUAAUAAGGUUCUUGAUUUUGAAAUCAAAUUAACUGACAAGUAUGAAGGAAAACGUGUCAAAACGAUCCCAUGAUUUUGCUGGUAAACAUUUCCGGUUACUGUAAAAUCUUAACCUCGGUUUGGUCGGACCUUCAAUUUCCAAAUUUCAAUAUCUUGAACUCGAGAUCUCUCAAAGUUUUAUCAAGUUCCCUUGCACAUCGAGUUUUCGAGAGUCACCUGUAAUAGAAAAUUUUUUAUGGAAUCGAAAAUAAAAUGCAAUAUAGAAUAUGCAGUUUACAGCUUUGACAUGUAUUUUCAUUCCGUUCUGAAUUGCUCAAAUAAUUUAUUGACAUAUACAUGUGUGUUUUUCCUAGGAUAUGCAAUAUAUAUAUUAACUGCUAGUCUAGUCAGCCAGUAUAAACAGAUUUUAAUAUCAAUAGAAAUUUUAGAAUUUCGUGGUUCAGAUGAAAGCAGCAUAACCAGCUAGAUGUGUGAAAUCGAGCUCCUCGUUUUUUUUCUCUCUCAGUAAAAUUGUGUUCAUGUUCUUGUCUGUCUAAAGUUAUAAGUUUAACUUUAUGUGUGAAAAGGACCCCCAACCCCCAACCCCCCCACCCCCCCCCCAACCCAAAAUUACUGAGGAAUAGCACACCAAAGAAAUUUGAUAUGGAGGAAAAGGGAUGACAUGUACAAUAAUAUUUUGAAAUUGAAAUCUUUUAACUUUACUUUAUUUCGUCAAAAGUGCAGUUUUAGUAGAAAGUAAUCUGAAAAUUUUACUGAUAUCUAUAUUUUCAUCCAUGUUUUAAAAGGAAGUCAGCCAUUAUAACGAUGUAAUGUACUUACUUAUUAAUUGUGGUACAUUAGCAGUGAAUGCUUACCAUGUGUUGACUUGCAUGCAGGUGAUUUUAAUAAACAGAGGAAGUGAAGAUUGUCAGACAUGUUGCUUUAAGUAACUGUAUAAGGUCCUGAAAAUAUGAAAGUGAUUGAGUCCCAGAUAAGCUUGUUGUCCCAGCACAGUUUUAAAAAGAUUGAAAUUUUUAAUUCUAUAGUAUAUUUGAAGAAGAAAAUUUCAGCGUCAUUAAUUCACAAAACAAUCAUUGCAUUUGGAAAUGUUUUUAUAUACCUUGGCUGAAAUUUGAACCAACAAAUACGUUUUUGAGAGGACCUACACUUCCUCACUGUGCUGCAAUUUAGAAUAAAGCCAGUAGAAAAGUUGUGGGGAAAUUUAUCAUAUACAUGUAAUAUUAUAAUGAUAUGAGAGUUGUUGACCCUGCAUGAGAUCUGUACACCAUGAAACCAUGUGUGAAAUAUUCAGGUUGUUAACCAUUGAACAUGUCCUGUUUUAUGACACAGUGUGUCUUAAGAUUAAUAUAUUGUGGUCAUUAAUGGCUGUAAUAAGCAACAGGUACUGUAUUGGUGUGCUCGGCAAUCACUUCAAUGUUUUGUUGAAAAAUCUUGUACCCAUCUUACUUUCAUGUCCAGCAAUCUUUUUAUUAAGGCAAUAUUCUAUUGAAGGUCAGCUUUAAUAACCUGUCUAUUUAUAAGAAAAUGUACAAAAGAAGUUAUGUCUACAAAAAUAUUACUUGAUUAUAUAUUUUUAUUUCUGGUGCAGUUUUGAUUUGAUGCAUUUAUUUUUGUUGAUAUAUUUUCUGUUAAAUCAUUUUCUAUUUUGACUCUAUAUACUGUACACCUGUAUUGUUCAGCAUGUUCCUGCUUAUGUAUGGAAAUACAGUUGCCAUAUUUUGUUUUUUCUCUGUUUAAAAAUUGUUCACUUGCAAGUUUUCUUACAACAGUGUGUUUUAAAGAUGGCGACAGAAGCACGAUCACCUUUCCAAGGAAAGGGCUACAAGCAAAAUCUCAGGCCAUGUUUUUUCAGUACAAGCAUGAAGAAUAAUUACAUUUUAAGCUGAUUAAAAAAGUGAUUUAAUUUGUACUCUUUUUAUGCCCCCAAGAUCAAAGAUCGGGGGGCAUAUUGUUUUUGUCCUGUCUGUCAUUCUGGCUAAAACUUUAACCUUGCUAAUAACUUUUGAACAGUAAGUGAUAGAGCUUUGAUAUUUCACAUGAGUAUUCCUUAUGACAAGACCUUUCCGUGGGUACCAACAUUUUUUACCCUGUGACCUUGACCUUGGAGUUUGACCUACUUUUUGAAAACUUUAACCUUGCUAAUAACUUUUGAACAGUAAAAGAUAGAGCUUUUAUAUUUCACAUGAGUAUUUCUUGUGACAAGACCUUUCCGUGGGUACCAACAUUUUUUACCCUGUGACCUUGACCUUGGAGUUUGACCUACUUUUUGAAAACUUUAACCUUGCUAAUAACUUUUGAACAGUAAAAGAUAGAGCUUGUAUAUUUCACAUGAGUAUUUCUUGUGACAAGACCUUUCCGUGGGUACCAACAUUUUUUACCCUGUGACCUUGACCUUGGAGUUUGACCUACUUUUUGAAAACUUAAACCUUGCAAAUAACUUGAACAGUAAGCGAUAGAGCUUUGAUGUUUCACAUGGGUAUUCCUUAUGACAAGACCUUUCCAUUGGUACUAAACCUUUGAUCUUCACAUUUGACCUACUUUUUAAAAAAUUUACAUUGGUCAUAACUUCUAAAUGGUAAAUAUUAGAGCUUUCAUAUUGUACAUGAGCAUUUCUUGUAACAGGAUCUUUCUACUGGUACCAAAGAGAUGUUUGUCCUUGUGACUUUGGCCAUCUUUGGAAUUGGCCAUUAUCAGGGGCAUUUGUGUUUUACAAACACAUCUUGUUUUCAAUACAAUACAAUACAAUGCAAUAUGUAUCUUGAUAUGGUUAAAAUGUAUCACGAUAUAUUGUGUGAUACAUCUCAACUGUAUUAUUACACCACAGUGCCAUGAUUUGAACAAACUCCUUCCACUUUUUUUUUUACUUAUUAAAGCAUACAGUUGUGUGCGAGAUUAUGUAAUGCGUCUUUUGUUCCCCAACAAAUUUUGUUUAUAGACUUUAUUUUGCCAGGAUUGAUACGAUAACUGGUUUCCUCUUCUGUAUAUGCCAAAUAUUUAUCAUCAAGGCAAUCCUCCUUUCUCCUUGUGGAUCAUUCAAUUAACUGUUGUCACUCUCGUUAUCUGAGGCAAACAGAUUUAUACAGAAAGUAUGAAUUUUCUUUUCCUGAAAACAUUCCAAUUGUGUGUCUCGUGACCUCACGAGUUCGUUGUAUAAUUCUUAAGAAUAGUAAGAAUCUCUGUUAUCAUGUGGAGUCUUCAUAGAUUGUGUUUUAUUUACAAUGUACAUUUGAUUGGCUGUGAUUUAAAAGGACAAACAAAUACAAAUAUUUAACUCUUUAAAUAGAUUAUGGCAAGUGAA
Messenger RNA from Ostrea edulis (European flat oyster), 7931 nucleotides. RefSeq names its product thioredoxin domain-containing protein 16-like. The record is from RefSeq and is a predicted model, not a curated record. The coding region runs from base 248 to 3055 and encodes 935 amino acids. Lineage: Eukaryota; Metazoa; Mollusca; Bivalvia; Ostreida; Ostreidae. The transcript is spliced from 20 exons.